CCCAGUUCCAACAAUCACAUGGAUGAAGGUUAAUGGUUAUAUUCCUAGUAAGUCACGUCUGCGUAAAUCUCAGGCAGUACUGGAAAUACCCAACGUGCAGCUGGACGAUGCAGGCAUAUAUGAGUGCAGAGCUGAAAACUCACGUGGAAAAAAUACCUUUCGUGGACAGUUGCAAGUAUACACAUAUCCACACUGGGUAGAAAAACUGAAUGAUACUCAGUUAGACAGUGGGAGCCAUCUGCGAUGGGAAUGUAAGGCUACUGGAAAACCCAGACCCACCUACCGCUGGCUGAAGAAUGGAGCACCCCUCUUGCUGCAG
Capra hircus (goat) is the source of this 319-nucleotide messenger RNA. Its product is annotated as contactin-5-like. The transcript has 2 exons. Gene Ontology annotation, molecular function: cell-cell adhesion mediator activity. Gene Ontology annotation, biological process: cell-cell adhesion; brain development. NCBI's taxonomy places the organism in Eukaryota, Metazoa, Chordata, Mammalia, Artiodactyla, Bovidae. The record is from RefSeq and is a predicted model, not a curated record. The annotation marks the transcript as partial.